AUGGAAGUGUUAAAACUGGAAAUAAACGAAGAAAAAUUGGUUAAUAAAGUAUACGAGGAAUUUGAAAAAACCAAAGAGGACGUACACGAAUAUAUAAAACUAAUUCAAGAAUGGUGCAAAUUGCAAGCCUAUUCGUCAGAAAUUCCUUCAAUUAAUGGCACUAGAUUUUUCAUUGUGUCGUGGAAAUUCAGCAUAAAAAAAGCCAAAGAAAAAUUGGACAUGUAUUACACUAAAGUUUAUGCCAACAGAAAUGCCGCAAUCUAUUUAAUUAAUAUGCAUUCUCUUACUGGAAAUAUCCUCAAUAAUAUUUGUAAACCAUUACUUCCCAAGAAAAUAAGUGAGAGGAUGAUAGCCUUGUCAAAUGCCGAUGAUCUUCAAAACCUCAUAAGCAAAUUCAUUUUGCCCAAAGAUAUUGGAGGUGGAGAGUAUUCUUUGGCAGAACUUCAAGUUAUGAUGACUAAAAAAUUUGAAGAAUUAAAGCCAAGGUUUGAUAAAAUUCAAUUUAUGACCGUUGAUGAAUCGAAGAGGCUAGAAAAACUAAUAAACGACGAUAUAUUGGGAUUUUACGGUAGCUUCCGUCAAUUAAAUUUAGAUUAA
This is a messenger RNA of Ceutorhynchus assimilis (cabbage seed weevil), 597 nucleotides long. Lineage: Eukaryota; Metazoa; Arthropoda; Insecta; Coleoptera; Curculionidae. The record is from the annotation of a GenBank genome assembly.